UGCGCGCACACGCCGCACAUGCGCGCACACGCUCAUCAGACGGCCGCGGCUGGAGGCGGACGAUGGCGGAGCUGGGUGAGGCGGACGAAGCCGAGUUGCAGCGCCUGGUGGCGGCGGAACAACAGAAGGCGCAGUUCACUGCCCAGGUACAUCACUUCAUGGAGCUAUGCUGGGAUAAAUGUGUGGAGAAGCCAGGGAAUCGCCUAGACUCUCGCACUGAAAAUUGUCUCUCUAGCUGUGUGGACCGCUUCAUUGACACUACUCUUGCCAUCACCAGUCGGUUUGCCCAAAUUGUACAGAAAGGAGGGCAGUAGGCCGUCCCCUGGGAGACUGGCCUUAGAAGCAAAGGACUUGUUAAGCAGAUUGAAGGGCCAGUGGGGGAAGAUCGUCAGCCUGUUGUCAAGUGAACUUGAGGCUGUUACCAAGCCUAUUGGUGCUAAAAAGUAACAGAUCAAAUGUUCAAAAAGUGAAAUUUAUUUAUUUGGAAUUCAGAAAUUCCAUGUUUUAUCACAAUUACUCAAUAAAUGUGAAUUUUCCAA
Mustela erminea (ermine) is the source of this 539-nucleotide messenger RNA. RefSeq names its product translocase of inner mitochondrial membrane 8 homolog B (gene TIMM8B). Bases 63 to 314 code for a protein of 83 amino acids. The record is from RefSeq and is a predicted model, not a curated record. NCBI's taxonomy places the organism in Eukaryota, Metazoa, Chordata, Mammalia, Carnivora, Mustelidae. The transcript has 2 exons.